Megalopta genalis is the source of this 6636-nucleotide messenger RNA. It is a transcript of the gene Pgant9, whose product is annotated as polypeptide N-acetylgalactosaminyltransferase 9. Gene Ontology annotation, biological process: protein O-linked glycosylation. NCBI's taxonomy places the organism in Eukaryota, Metazoa, Arthropoda, Insecta, Hymenoptera, Halictidae. The record is from RefSeq and is a predicted model, not a curated record. Gene Ontology annotation, cellular component: Golgi apparatus. Gene Ontology annotation, molecular function: polypeptide N-acetylgalactosaminyltransferase activity.
UUGACAGCAGGCGGCGAAGCAGCGGCGAGCGGCGAGGCAAGCGGGUCGAGUCUCGAGUCUCGGAGUCAGCGCUCGACAGUCGAAGCCGGUCUCUCGGUGCGCGAGUAUCGAGGGUGUCGUGGAGUCUCGCCGCGCGAUCCGCGCGAACGUUUCGACGCGUCUGUCAAAGAAUUCGGUUCCGCGCGGGGUGCCCGGGGUGCGCCGUUCCGAACCACGUGCGAUCUUCCUGUGUGCCGUCAGGAUCGCGAGCGGCCGCGAGCGAGCUCUCGAGGCCGCGGAUAAGCUUCCUCCGACUCCCCUCAUCCUCCUCCUCCUCCUCCUCCUCCUCCGUCCCGGUUCAUUUUGGUGGUUGGCCCUGUCCUGUGUUUUGCGCUCGCGUUCGCCGGCGACGUUUCUGCCGUCGCGUGUGUCCAGUGUGCAGAAGUGUGUGAAUGGCACGACGAAAGCGGUGCCGGCGAGAUUACCGCGAGGACGUUCCCCCUGGACGAUUAACUGUUAGAAGAGCCACCGUGGUUCGGAAGCUGACGGGAGCUGGAAGUUCCGCUUCGAUGACGGGAAGGUGAGUCACUGAAUGUGCGCCGCGUCCGACGUCUGAAAGGAUUGCCGCUAUAACGGGCCUGCCCUUCCACUUUCGGGUAAUUGUCACCGAGGCGUGAGUGUCGACGCGAGUAACAGUUUUCCGGCUCGAUUCCCAAAACUUUCACGGUUAUUCGCUGGAGCCCGAGCGACUACGAGGAUAGAUUGUCUUCUGGUAUAGAAAACGGGAGCUGAUGAAUGGCAAGCGGAAGUCGAUCAUCCAGGUGAAUCGGAAGCUGUGAACCGAGGACGUUCCCACAGCGCCACGGAAGAACCGGUGGAACUUUUUGCAAGUAUAGGAUUAAUUCUCGACCUGUCACAGCCUGCGUUAUUAUACGGGCUUUGGAUCUCGAGGACUCGCAAGCAAGACAAUAAUCUUUGCACGCGACCAAAGCGUGCAUCGACUUCCAGUUGGACUUAGAAGAACAGCGUCGGAGAGGGCGAUGCGGUGAUAGAGGGUUACCGACCCCGAAACACACAUAUCAAUUCAUAUCAUACACGCCGCCAUAUCGCCUGCACAUCGAGGCAUAUAUCGAAGCGAGCAGAAGUCCGAAGCCCGGCAGCGAUACGCGAUCGCCGGCGGCUUCGAUCGAGAUAUCGAUCCUGCGCACAGCCGAAAUCUUAUCAGCGGGAAUGGAGGUCCGAAGAUGAUCCAAUCGCGUCGGAGUCGCAUCGAGUGUCGAUCACACGGGUCGAUCGACGGGGAACUGUCGUAACCAGACCGGUCGGAAAACUUUGCGUUCCGCGUGCUUGCCCGGCUAGGCGAGAUUCCACGUAGAGGAGGACCAGGGGGCCGAAGUAAGAGGAUGUUGCUGAGGUAACACGAUUUAUCGAGCCGGCUGAGAAACGACAGUUAAUUGAACCGUGCUCGAUACCGAGGAGAUCGCAAGCUGUCGAAGAGAGAGAGAGAGAGAGAGAGAGAGAGAGAGAGAGAGCAAGAGAGGGAGAGGAAGAGAACGCAAGAGAGAGAGAGAGUGCGCGCAAGAGGGAGCGCAAGAGGGUGCAAGAGAGGACUCCUAGCUGCCCGGAAACUGAGAGUCAAGAAUGGGUUUCCCAAGGCGGAGAUCCCUGUGGCUGAAGGUGGCCAUUUUGGCGACCGCGGUCUGGGUCACCGUCUGCUUCCUGCUCUACACAGAGGACCGCGCCAACGCCGCCGUGCAGGGUUUGGCGCCGUCCGGCGUCGCGGCGCCGCAGAUGGCCAACGGUUUCGUGCCCGCAGCCGCACCGCUUCGAAAGGAGACGCCGCUCAACGAGAAACCCAAGCAGAAGCUGGUGCAGGCCGGCCCCGAGCAAGGUGGUGGAGUACUCGCAGCCCCUCGGGAGCAGGAUCCUAGCGCAGCCGGCGAAAUGGGGAGACCAGUAAUUCUGCCAAAUAACCUAACUGCCGAAACGAAAAAGCUCGUCGACGACGGAUGGUUGAACAACGCGUUUAAUCAAUACGUCAGCGACUUGAUUUCAGUUCAUCGGACGCUACCUGAUCCUCGAGAUCCAUGGUGCAAAGAACCGGGAAGGUAUAUGAAGGAUCUUCCGCCCACGGCAGUGAUAAUAUGCUUCCACAACGAAGCGUGGUCAGUAUUGUUAAGGACGGUUCAUUCGGUGCUGGACAGAUCGCCGGAGCAUUUGAUCCAAGAGAUCAUCUUGGUGGACGAUUACUCCGACAUGCCUCACCUGCAACGCCAGCUGGAGGACUAUAUGAUGAACUACCCGAAGGUGCAGAUCAUUAGGGCGCAAAAACGCGAGGGCCUUAUUAGGGCGCGUCUGUUAGGGGCGGCAGCCGCGAAAGCUCCUGUGCUGACAUACCUGGACAGCCAUUGCGAAUGCACGGAGGGCUGGCUGGAGCCACUUCUCGAUCGAAUCGCGAGGGAUUCGACGACGGUCGUGUGCCCCGUGAUCGACGUGAUCGACGACACCACGCUCGAAUAUCACUGGCGUGAUUCGGGCGGCGUCAACGUGGGCGGUUUCGAUUGGAAUCUCCAAUUCAAUUGGCACGCGGUACCAGAGAGGGAGAAAAAGAGACACAAAAAUCUCGCGGAACCGGUGUGGUCGCCGACCAUGGCCGGCGGCCUCUUCUCGAUAGAUCGAGCUUUCUUCGACCGCCUUGGCACGUACGACAGUGGUUUCGACAUUUGGGGCGGCGAAAAUCUCGAGCUUUCGUUCAAAACCUGGAUGUGUGGAGGCACCCUGGAGAUCGUGCCGUGCUCGCACGUGGGCCACAUCUUCCGGAAACGUUCGCCGUACAAGUGGCGCAGCGGCGUGAACGUGCUCAAGAGGAACAGCAUAAGGCUGAGCGAAGUGUGGCUAGACGAGUACGCCAAGUACUACUACCAGAGGAUAGGUCACGACAAGGGCAACUUCGGGGACGUAUCGGACCGUAAAGCGCUGAGGAAGAAGCUCGGCUGCAAGUCGUUCAAAUGGUACCUGGACAACGUUUAUCCGGAGCUCUUCAUACCAGGCGAGGCCGUGGCUUCCGGCGAGGUACGCAACCUCGGAGAGGGAGGCAGCACCUGUCUGGAUUCGCCGGCACGCAAGGCCGACUUGCAUAAACCGGCCGGACUCUACCCCUGCCAUCGACAGGGCGGAAAUCAGUACUGGAUGUUGAGCAAGACCGGCGAGAUCCGUCGAGACGAGUCGUGCCUGGAUUACAGCGGCACCGAUGUCAUCCUCUAUCCUUGUCACGGCAGCAAGGGGAAUCAACAAUGGAUAUAUAAUCCUCAGACGAAGCAGAUCAGACACGGCAGCAGCGACAAGUGUCUGGCGAUCACGGAGAGCAAGCAGCGGCUGGUAAUGGACGAGUGCUCGCCGACAGCCGCGAGGCAAAGGUGGUCCUUCGAGAACUAUGACCCAACGAAGCUGUGAUAUCGCGCCUUUUCACGUCGCCAGUCGCGGAACACCGGCCGGAAGUUCGAUCGUCCCGGCACAUGGAUCUCCGACCAACGGUACUCGGUCGCUAAGACCCGUUUCGGUAGAUAGAUCCCGUGGUCUCGGGGCCGCGAGGCCUCGAUCCAUCGUCGACUGGACGCCCGGGCGAAGACGAAGAGGACGAGAAGGGCGGCGCGGCUUUCCUCGGGGAGCUCGCCGGCCGAGAAAGAAACCGGGAAUCCUCCGGGAACGAGGCUUCGGGAGGCCGAGAGGAGACGCACCGGCCGCCGAUCGCCGGCUUCCCGAGAUUAUUCGGGCAGACGCAAGUGCAAUAGAUUCGUCGACUUGAGGGCGACCGAGGAGGGACUUACGCCUUCGGCGAAACAGCGACUGAUGUACAAUAAGGGGCGCGAGAGAGUCUGAGAGCUGGCCCGUGUUUCGGCCACGCUUUCGCUGGCAUUGAACGAUCGAUUUGUUCUCGCGGAACAGUUUGGCCCGCGAGGGUUUUAGUAUUAGCUUGUUGCAGACGGACGAUUUUACUCGACGACCCGAGAUCAACUCCGGAUCCGGAGUCCGGAUUCUAGGAUUUGUUUGCGAUGUUCGAACGGCCGUAGCGAACACAGUCUUCUCGUUUCGACGAUCCUUUCGUUCGCUCUGUUACGAGAGACGGAAAGUCGAACGUUCUUUAGCUGGUACGGUUUUGUAAAUAAUUCGACGCCGGUGGAAACCGAGCCAUCCUGCAUUUACUUGCGCGAACCGUGAAUCGUCGCGACCGAACUUUUUACGCGGAUAGCCUUUAUCGAUCGCAGUUGUUUCGUCGCUGUCGCAAGCUCGCGGUGCGAAUGAAUUUGACGCGCUUUUAUCGGGAAAGCUGCGGACGAUGAACCCGAUGAUCAUCUUCACCCGUGAAAGUAUCGUGGUAUAUACUUCGGAUGCAACAACCUAAUAUAACGUUGGAAUGAUCGGAGAUUGUUCUUUUAAUUUUGUUCCCUGUUAAUCAGAGACUCGAGUUCGUUCAUUGGAUUUUCAACGAUGUUUGUCGAGGUUUUAUUGUUGCUUUCUUUUUAUUCGGUUGCAGAGUUGACUCUGGUUACGUUUGACAAUUUUUAAUCGAUCGAUCGGACGCGACGAGUUUUGCACCCUUGUAGAAUACACGCGGACGGAAACGAGGGUUCCAACGGCUGAUUCUGUAGAUUAAGACAAUAAUUAGGUUGUCAAUGCGUCAGUGGCAGCGAAACGCGUGUCGGAAGUAUGCGUUCCUUACGAUUCGAUUCCUUCUCGACGAUGGCCGAACGAACGCGACCGCGUCGAUCUCCGAGGAGGCAGCCUCGAUCGUCGCUUUCGUUCGACCGUGGACGUUUCAAUAAGGAUCGAGAACUGUUCGUGGAAGCUGCUUGCGGCGUGUGCCAUCACAGGGAAAACGACGUGUCGCGAUUCUAUCUGUUGCGCAACGAAUCGUUGACUGGCCAACGACUGCGAAAUUUCAAGCGCGAUUCUACAAAUGUUUGGCUGCGAAACGAACUCCGAUGGAAAUCCACCGACAGAUGUCGCGAGACUUUCUAAAGUUACCGAAGUCUUUCCGUUUGUUCCUUCUCUGUAAAUUGUAAACCUUCGCUGAAUAUUUUAAGUGUUCGAAAUUUUGAAUAGGUUUGGAAGAAGGCCAUCGCUUUCGUAGAAGCAUACAGCGAACGAUGUAGAAAAAUUGUUGACAACGUUAUUUAAUCGUAGCCGAUGUUGCAUCGAAUUUGUUUCGCGUUGAUUUUCAUCGACGAUCUCUUGUUUCGAGAUUUUACGAUUUGUUCUAUCUACCUACAUAUCAAAUGAAUUGUUACGAGUACCGCUGUUCGAAGAAUCAAGAAUCCAACUUUUGGGACAGCUGGGCGAAUUCAUUUUUAUCUGAAAUAAUGUUUCAAGGUGUACGCUAACGUUAUCAACCCUUUGCACUCGAAGCUGUUUUAACUGUAAACCUAAAAUAAUUUUUCUGACUUAUAGCAUUUUCAUGUUAUACGAUAUUAUGAAAUUGAGUCUUGUGACCUCGCGCGACAGUUACACUUUUUACACAAUUUUGUCGAUCUGAACUUCGUUGAUACAAGAAUUAUUUUAGAACGUGAUGUAACAAAUUUUAGCGGUGUCUCGGAGUCGUCAUCUCGAGUGCGAAGGGUUGAGCCUUGAGCUCGAUGAAUUUUCCUCGACAUAUCACGUCGAAUUUAAGAACUUCGAUGCGUAGAAUCUCGGAAUUCUAUGCAUUACAUUCCUGCAUAUCAGUAUUCAACGUUUAAUCUCGAAGUCGAUCACGUUCGCCUAUAUUUUAACCAAACGCAAAAAGUAAAUUACUAUUUAGAACAUUUCAUAAAUCGGUUCGUAUUUUAUGCGACGGUUCUUCAUCGUUUCGAUCUUAGAACUUUUGAAGCCGGAACUUGAAAUCGAGCUGAGAAAAAAUAAGGAAUACGCUACGCAUUCUCCGUAGAAUAAUUUCGAAAAAUAAUUUAUCGCUUCGAGAACGAUAUCAAUCCCUUCAAAAAUUGUCCAUUAUAUAUCGUUUAAUUUGAAAAGAAAUAUAUCUUUAUUUGAAUUUCAGCUAUAUUUACGCUGGUUUGGAUAAUAUCGUCGAAGUAUAAAAAUCCAAAGGGGGUUGAAAAGUCGCUUGGCUUCAUUUCCCGAAGAAAAUGUAAAAAUACCUGCAGAGAUGAGUCGGCUAGUUCGAAGGUAAAGUCCUUAGUCUGUUCGAAGUAAAAUUAGACAAUUGAUUAUCGAGAAUGCUUUCGAAAGCGUGUGCGAAUCAAAACCCGAAGAAGUGUGUAGAAUGGAUCAGCCAAUCGAUGAUUCGUCGAUCGUCCCUUGCAUCUCUGUCGUGCUCUCAGCGAUAUAUCGUACAUUCCAGUGUGGUCGGGAACGACGUUGACUACGAUCCCGAGUUCGUGCGCGACGAUAACAACCCUUUCUCCGAGUAAUUUAGAUCACGUGUAGCGUGUAGGGACGAGGAGAGAGAAUGAGAGAGAGAGAGAGAGAGAGAGAGAGAGAGAGAGAAAGAGAGCGGAGGAGCGACGGUAUACAUUCCGAUACUGUCUAGGAAGACUUUUGUACAUUCGUGUAAAGUAUCUCGAUGCCAGUUUAGAUACCGCCUAACGUAAAUUUUUCCGGGUGUGUAAUUACGAGUGUAUGUGCGAGAGAAUAAAUCAUUUGCAGAGUGCGUGAUCCUGA